Molecule: messenger RNA, 1485 nt
Organism: Rhododendron vialii
Lineage: Eukaryota; Viridiplantae; Streptophyta; Magnoliopsida; Ericales; Ericaceae
Product: putative CCR4-associated factor 1 homolog 8
Exons: 1
Coding region: 231-1199 (322 amino acids)
Cellular component (GO): CCR4-NOT core complex; CCR4-NOT complex; P-body
Molecular function (GO): poly(A)-specific ribonuclease activity; nucleic acid binding
Source: RefSeq, a predicted model, not a curated record
AUAAACCGACCAAAAUCAGUUAGAGACUUUCCUUUUCCUUGCACUCCAAGGUGUACAAGCCUACAAGGAUUUGGAAACUUGUUAUCGUCCCUAUAAAACAAUGAAGUGCUUUGUUAAAUUUCAUAGAUUUAACAGAGUAUGCCGAUGUCUUCUGUUUUUUUGCGUCUCUAGUUUGUUUGUUUUAAGAUUCUGUUUGGUUGGAGUUGUACGACAAGUCAAGAACUUUGACGAUGGAACACUCGGAAGUUCAGAUCCGGGACGUAUGGCUGAGUAAUUUCAGGAAUGAGAUGGCUAGGGUUGACAGUAGGUUGGGAACGUACAACAUGAUAGCUUUCGAUGUCGAGUUUCCUGGUUUCCUGCGCAAUACCCCACGGGAAGCAUCCGAAGAAGCCCGAUACGGAGAUUUGAAGUUUAAUGUCGACAGGCUGAAACCGAUCCAGUUUGGUCUCACCGUGUUCAAUAACGACGGUAGGAUUGGCGGAUCAUGGCAGUUCAAUUUCAACGAUUUCGAUGUCACCAAGGACUUGCAAGUAGGAGCUUCGAUUCGGUUACUGAGAAGUAACGGAAUUAAUCUCGAAAAAAACAGACUCGAAGGGGUUGAUAGCCGUGUCUUUGCAGCUCGGUUGAAGGAGAUCUUGGCUAACCACGGAGUAAUCAAGUGGGUUACCUUCCACGGUUUGUACGAUUUGGGAUACUUCAUGAAGAUGUUGACUCAGACUUACACGCCGGAUUCUGUAGUGGAGUUUGCUAAGAAAGCGGGUGAGGUUUUGGGUAGUGUCUACGACGUCAAGUUCAUGGCCAAAUACUGCAACGGGUUAAUGGACGGUCUACUCGGGCUGGAAAAAUUGUCGAAAAUCUUGAUGGUGGAGCGGGUGGGAACGGCUCACCAGGCUGGUUCAGAUAGUUUAUUGACUGCUGGUGUUUUUUUGAAGAUGGUUAAGGUUUAUGGGUUGGUAAGGCAAGCGUUCGAAGGGUUUCUGUUUGGGAUCGGUCCCAAGAUUGAGAAUAAGGUUAAUGUACUCGUUGUUUUCAAUUCGCCAAGUUACUAUUACCCGUGUUUCAAAUCGCACAACUAUGCAGCUGUACCUAUGGGACAUGGAGCAUCAAGUUGUUAUAUGAUUCCCCGUCGCAUCAGGUUGCCACGGCCGCUGUUCUUACCACGGCCACUGUUCUUACCAGUACUGCCUGUUGUUAUAUGAUUCCCCGUCACAUCAAGUUGCCUUGCCUUGGGACGUUUCAGCCGCUGUUCUUCAAUGCAGUGCUGCUCUCUCUCUCCCUCUCUCUCUCUUUGAUCAUGUGCCCCGUUUCGUGGUAUGGUUUGAUCCAAAAAACGCAUAUUAACAUAUUAGAUGUCAGGGGUUCUUUCCACUCUGUAAAAAAGGGUACGCUAAGAGGCCUUUGGCCCGACGCGGUGUACGUAGAUGACAGGGUUCUUAUGUUUCUUGAACUUCAUGUUUUUGGAAUAAAGCUCUCUGUUUAGUUGUU